GGUCUGGGUGUCACAGAGGGCUCGGUGUACUCAAGAGUUUGUACAGAGAUCUUCAAACGAGAGUGUGUGAUCUUCCACAAACCAAUCUACUGCUUUGUUCAUCUAAGCAUUCAGGAGUUUCUGGCUGCAGUCUACAUGUUCCACUGUUUCACCAACAGGAAGACAGAGGUGGUGGAGAACUUCCUAUGUCCCCAGGUGGGAAACUUCAUCUGGGAUGAGGAGGAAGAGUAUGAAGAUGAUGAUAGUGAUACUGAUAAUUAUAGUGAUGAUGAAGGAUUAGUGAAUGAUUACGUGGAUCCAAGAGAGGUCUGGGACCAGAGCACUAUGAUGAGAACGCAGAUGAUUUACUUCCAAAAGAUAACUUCUAUGACCAAGAAGCUUUUUGGAAGGGAUCUCCGAUCAUACGAUGCAUUUCUGAACAGAGUCAUGGAGAAAUUCCUCCAGAGUAAAAAUGGCCACCUGGACCUGUUUGUUCGCUUCCUUCAUGGCCUCUCUCUGGAGUCCAACCAGAGACUCUUAGGAGGUCUGCUGGGUCAAACAGUGAUCAGUACAGAAAUCAUCCAGAGAGUCAUCAACAACCUGAAGAUGAUGAACAGUGAUAACAUGUAUCCUGAUAGAAGCAUCAACAUCUUCCACUGUCUGAUGGAGAUGAACGACCUCUCAGUACAUCUGGAGAUACAAGAGUUCCUGAAGUCAGAGAACAGAUCAGAGAAGAAACUCUCUGAGAUCCAGUGCUCAGCGCUGGCCUUCAUGCUGCAGAUGUCAGAGGUGGUUCUGGAUGAGUUUGACCUUCGGAGGUACAACAUAUCAGAGCAGGGACAACUGAGACUGAUUCCAGCUGUGAGGAACUGCCAAAAGGCUCGACUGACUCAGUGUCGACUCUCAGAGACUCAGUGUGAAGUUGUGGCCUCUGCUCUGAAAUCCAACCCCUCCCAUCUGACACAACUGGACAUGAGUUUAAAUGACCUGACGUUUUCAGCAGUGAAGCUUCUCUGUGCUGGACUGGAGAGUCCCAACUGUCGACUCAAGACUCUGAGGUGAGUUCACUGACAGCAGAUGUUCUUGUUUUUCUAUAUUUCAGAUCUUUGAUUGAUGUUCAUAAAUGUUCAGGAUGUUGUCAUGUAAUUAAUAUACUCUUAGUGCUUGUUUUCUGAUUAUAUUGUUUUAUGUACUUUAAUAAUGAAGGGUUGUAAAGCAAGGCCACUUGUGACUCACAACCUAAGUGCUCAGCCAGACUGAAAAACAGGAAGUUAGUAUAGAGCUAUACUAGCAUAUUAAUAAAUACAGGAAGCCAGACAAAAAAGAGGAACUUGUACCAUAUAAGCAGUGUUUGUAUCAUCAUCAUCAUCAUCAUUGUUUAUUUAUAUAGUACUUUAAAAACACGCAAGGAUGACCAAAGUACUGAACAAUAGAAACAUAAUAGUUACCAUAAGAAUAAUAAAUACGAUAAAAUAAUGAAUAUAGCAAAAACAAUAAAAUACAAGUUAGUCAACCACAGAGUCAAAAGCCAGUGAAUACAAAUGUG
Messenger RNA from Haplochromis burtoni (Burton's mouthbrooder), 1525 nucleotides. RefSeq names its product NLR family CARD domain-containing protein 3-like. Lineage: Eukaryota; Metazoa; Chordata; Actinopteri; Cichliformes; Cichlidae. The record is from RefSeq and is a predicted model, not a curated record. The transcript is spliced from 2 exons. The coding region runs from base 136 to 1041 and encodes 301 amino acids.